CACACACACACAUCCAUCAGUAAAAGUCGCCCUUCUUGGCCUCUGCGGUGCGAAGCCUCUCGGCGAUGUUCUCCUCCCUGACGCGCUUGUGUGAGAUCUGCACCUCCCUGAUGCGCUGCUUUAUCAGCUCAGUGCGCUCGUCCGCAUACCCUUCCAAGCGCUGGUACCUAUCACACACAAAGCACACAGCAUGAGAGGCACGUGCACGUGUGUGGAAGGUGAGCUGUGUGUAUCUGUCUGUGGACAGGACAGACCUGAUGUCUUGGCUGAGUUGUUGAAUGAGUUUGUCGAACUCUGGGCCGUCCUCCUUGGACGUGUGUGUGAUGAGGGUGCAGCUCUUGAGGUACUGACGGAAGGCAUCCUGGUACUCCUUGGCCUGAUGUGUGGAUUCACGGAUGCAUCGACACACAAGACGACGGUGUGCUGACCAGUGGGUGGGUGCCUGCCGUGUGGAUGCGUACCUGCAUGGCCCUCCACUUCUCGUACUCGUCUGUCAGCACUUGCUCAGGCAUGUGCUGGAACCGCUUGUCGCUCAUCACACUCAACGCAUCCAUCGCCUGACAAACACACGGACAGAUCGACCGCAGCAGACACACAAACAUCUCAGGCCAUUCCCCUGGUGAUUUCUCUCCCGUGGUUCGCACCUCUUUGAACGUCAUUGAUGGUGAGAUCUGUGUGCUCUGCUGCAGCACCAGAGACAGCAGCUUCCGACGCUCAGCCAAACACUGCCUGAUGGACAAAGAUAGAGACCGCAGGAAACGCACAGACGGGUAUUUAUGUCACCAUGGUCGUCUGGCUGUACAUCAUGCUCACUUCUCGAACAUAUCGAAGAGCCGUUCCUUGUCUUGCUGAGAGAGCAGAUCUGACGAGUCUCGGGGGUCGUUCGCCAGCUGACUCGACACGUCAGCAUACCUGAACACACAUACGUCCCUAUCUCAUUGAGCGGGCACCAUAGCACGCUCACUUUUUGCCGAAUGGGUUCUUGACACGUUCAGCGAGCAUGUUGCGGAAGCUGCUCUCAGCCUCUCCCUUCAUCAGCUUCUGGCGCUUCUUGUCGACAUCGUCGCCCUCGUCCUCCUUGCCAGCCUCAUCCUUGCCCCCCUCGCCCCUCUCCCUCUCCCUCUCGCGCUUCCGGCCAUGCGCACGGAAGAACUCACCGCACACCUGAUGGAUGGAUGGAAGAGUGCAUCACACAAGUGUUCGUGUUUCUCUUUGUGUGGUUUGUGUGUGCCGCUAACUCUUUCGAAAAUGUCUUCACGCGUGGCCGACGUGACGGCGCUGUACCUGGGGUCGUCGCGCAGCCCCUGCUUGACGCGCUGCCACCGGGGAGGCUCGACGCGAGAGACGUCUGUCUCUCUGCGGCUUUCCUUCUCCCGUGACUCAGUCUCUCUCUGCACAUAUGACUGCACACAAGGGGAACGACCACAAGAGAGGGGGGUCGACAAAUGUGUGUGUGCGUGGUCGUAUGAGUGUGGCUCAGUCACUUGUAGGAACUCGUAGAUCAUGUCCCUGAACGCCUUUCGCGCCGCCUCCCGCCUCUCCUCGCGAGCCUUCUUGCGCACAUUGAUCCUGGUCGAUGGAUGGAUGACACACAGAUGGCUGUUCGGUGGCUGGCUGUUCCCUCCUCCCAUCCAUGCACAGCAUGGCAUCCAUUCAUACCUCUCCUGUACGAGUGUGCGUCGUGUUUUCGAGUCCAUGGCCUUCCACCUGUGGUCGUCCUGGUACCGAAGUGCGACGGUCUCGACGGUGCUGGAGGGGUGGAUGUCGUCACGCCGCUCGGCCUCGUCCAACAGCUCCACAAACUUGUCAUGCACCUGCAAGCACACACAGGCAGACAGAGGGCUGGAUUGAUGGUUCUGUUGGUUAGCUGGCUAGAUGGAUUCCUGACCUCCUUUUUGGAUUUGGUCCUCUGUCUUCGUUUCUCCUCAGCGAUCUCCUUGAUGAACUUAUCGUACAUGAUGCGGCGCUGGUCAGUCGACACGGCCGUGAACCGACUGUCGUACAUGAGCUUGGGCAAUGCCUGCACAAACACACACACACACACACACACACAGAGAGAGAGAGAGAGAGGGAUCCUGUUUUGUUUCUCUCUCCCACUCUGUGCAGUGUGUGUGGGUAGGGAUGCUUUACCUUGUCGUACGGCGGAAUGCCUGUGAUGUUGAUCUCCCUGAGCACGUCCUUGAAGUCCUCCACCUUCUUCAUCUGCUCAAUCAGACGGCGCUUCUCCUCAUCCAACUGAUACCCACACACACACACACACACACACACAUAAACACACACCAAAGGCACCUGCACGACACGCCGGCCUGUCUGUGUGUCUGCCUGCUUGCCUGUUGUUCGUCGUCGGAUUCUUCCUCGUCCGAGCUUUCCUCGCCCUCCUCCUUCUCUGGCGGCUCCCCGCCCUCACCAGCCAUCUUCUCAUCGCCCACAUCGUUCUCACCACCGCCCUCCUCAGGCUCUUUCGCCUCUCCCUCUCCCUCACCGUCCCCCUUCUUGUCGGCGUCCUGCUGGGCCUCUCCCACCUGCUGCUGUUGCUGCUGCAUUUCUUCCUCUGUGGGUGGGGGGAUCUCGCCGUCGAGCUCCCUGACGAUGGUGAGGAUCUCAUCAGGGCACGCCCACCUGCUGACGUUUGUCUCCUUGUUGCGGAAGUAGGUCAUGCCAUUCUCGCCGGUGAUCCGCAGCCAGGGGGUGUUGCCAAUCGUCUCAUACUCGAGCACCUCACCAGCCGCCUGCAUACACGAGGGAGGGGAACGCACAUGCACCUGACGCAUCUCCCUCCCUGCCUCACUCACUCACUGACCUGUUGCGGGUUCGUCCCGGCCACCACGACCACGUCUGUCUUGCCAGCCGGCCGCACCCACCGUGACUCCUUGCUGGUUGGGCAGUGGUAGUACUUGUGCCCGUUGGGCGCCAGAUGCUCCUCCCACACCACCCGCUUCUCCACAGGCGGGGGCGGCUCAGCGAGGGCCGCCGGUGAGGGCAUAAUCACGGGCAUGAUAGGAGGUCCCGGGGCAAUGAUGUGUGGUGGGAAGGGGAUGGUCCCCGGCGGCCUGUGCAUGGACAUCUGCAUGUGCAUCAUGAGGUGAGGGUGCAUCAUGUGAGGGGGGAUGGGAGGGAGCAAGGGAGGCCGGCCGGUGGACACGAUGCGCGGCUGGUAGGCAAGUCCAGGUUGAAGAGGAAUGUCGCCCUGGGCUGAUGGGUAGACAGGGGCGGCCAUUGAGUCGCCUGCCUGGCCUGUUUCUGCGCUGGCGGCAGGUUGCUGUGCGGGCUGUUGGGUGGCGGCAGCAGGCACCAUGCCUGGCGGACCCAUUCCGGGCGGAGGACCAUCUGCACACACACACACACAGAUCUCAUGACAGCACCCAUCCCUUCUGUCGCCCUCCUUCCCCCACACCUGAUGCAGUGACAACCGUCGGCUGGUGCUGCAGUGCCGCCGCAGCCGUAUCGGACGCAGCUGCGGGUGAAGCACCAGCAGCGGGCAGCGGAGCGUCACCAGACGGUGUACUGAACACAACACACAAUGGCAAAUGGACAAGCAUCGGCAUGCAGACAAAUCAUCGCCUGGCUACCGACAUCUAUCUCUACAGAUGCACCUAGUGUUUCACCUGCUCAUGUGCUUCCGAACUUCGACACGAUAUGCUGCGAAUCAAUAUUGAUCUGAUCCGGCAGCGCCUGCAGCUCAGCCAGGCCUCUCGCUUUGCGCAAAAGAACAGAAAAUCUGCCCUGCGCUUUCAACUCACGCAGCAGCGGUUUCAGGGAGCACCCUAGGUGGCCUGACGGCCAAGUCCCCUGUCGGUCUGUCCAACAUGAAAACAGGCACCCCAACAUGCAACCCGGACACGAAACACGC
Messenger RNA from Vitrella brassicaformis, 3850 nucleotides. Lineage: Eukaryota; Vitrellaceae. The record is from the annotation of a GenBank genome assembly.